Acanthopagrus latus (yellowfin seabream) is the source of this 1970-nucleotide messenger RNA. RefSeq names its product nanog homeobox (gene nanog). Gene Ontology annotation, molecular function: DNA-binding transcription factor activity, RNA polymerase II-specific; RNA polymerase II cis-regulatory region sequence-specific DNA binding. The coding region runs from base 273 to 1562 and encodes 429 amino acids. The record is from RefSeq and is a predicted model, not a curated record. The transcript has 4 exons. Gene Ontology annotation, biological process: regulation of transcription by RNA polymerase II. Lineage: Eukaryota; Metazoa; Chordata; Actinopteri; Spariformes; Sparidae.
GCGCCAGAUUUGAACGUUAAUUGGCUCCGCUCGUUUACCUGGGCAGGUCGGGUCUCUGCCGUUAGUUAGUCUUAUGAUAUGUUGUGCACAUUCGCACACAAUUCCUAGUCCGCUAUACUGUUUUUAAGACAAAUUGCCUACGGAGUCGUGCUGCUGGGUUUUAAGCAGUUUCACUAUCAAUACUUGCGCGUGUUGUAACUAUUUUUAAAACUUUUUUUUAUAUAUAUAAAUAUAUUUUUAGCAUUUUUAUAUUUUAAAAACCUGCCAGAGAAAUGGCGGACUGGAAGUCUCAAAUAAGCUACAACUACAACCCUUCUUACCAUGCCUACGCUUACGGCCUCAUGUACCCACCGGCGCCCGAGCAGAAUCACGGCAGCUGGGGCGAGGCCGGGGUCACAGAUUUGAGCAACAACAGCGCCGCCGUGACACAGGCCUACUACGCAGCCGCCACCACCGCCAGGACUCGGGAAGAGUCCCCGCCCGACAGCCCGGAGCAGCAUGCCGUGAACGGCCAUUGUCACUACCAGGGCUCAGGGUUGGUUUACCUCGGUGACACCCAGGCAAGCCGAAUGCUCCUGACCGGGACUCACCGGGGGCCAUACGACGCCAGAGCACACGAGGCCAGGCGGGCCGGGAGCGACUCAACCAGCGACUCGGAGGCGCACAUCUCGCCAGAUUCAUGGAGCUCUGGCAGCAGCAGGGAAGGAAGUCUCCCCCAGGCAGACCCAACUACUUGGGUUAAGAAAGAGCUUGACGAUGAGGUCAGCAGCAGGAGCCCUGAUGCCAUAGAGGAUGUUUCCAGCUCACUCAUGGAGGAGCCAAGGACCUUUACAGUCACAGGGGAACAGAGCACCAACCACACUGCCUCUCUACAUGUGCCCUUAACUCCCCCAAAGAAGCCAAGCACUUCUGCUGUAAAUAACCCUAAAGCAAAGGUCCGGGCAGCCUUCUCAGAGGGCCAGAUGAAUGUUCUCGUCCAGCGCUUCAGUGUACAGAGGUACCUUCCCCCAGCAGAAAUGAAGAACCUGGCAGAAAUGACGGGGCUGACCUACAAACAGGUUAAGACAUGGUUUCAGAACCGCAGGAUGAAGUUAAGGAGGCACCAGAAGGACACCAGCUGGGUGUCUGAGCGCUACACUACCAACAAAAGCAGCCCAGUUCGUGGAACCAUCUUCACCAAUAUUCCCCAACAUAUCCCACCUUAUGAGGGAGAAUCACAGCUCAAGGAGCAUUACAACCAGCACAUGAUGGAGGCAGCCUUCAAGAAGACGGCUCCACAGAACCUAGCUUUCUAUCUGGCAGCUAUGGGCUCUGCUGCUGGAUCUGCUGGUUUCUCCUCCUGGUCCUCGGGCCCUCCCCAGACUGCAGUGCCCGCCAGACCCCAGACGACGAGCUGGUCCAUCCCCCCCAGCGUCAGCCAUUAUGAAUACAACCCCAGUGCUUUCAUCUCAGCCGGUGUUGCCUCUGCAAAUAACACUGGGCAAGACACGAGCUUUGAAGGCAAAGACGGGGAGCCUGUGAACAGCCGCAGCUCUGCCAUAGUACAAAAUGUCAGCCAGUAGUUGAUGUUUGAGCUUUUCUGUAAAUGUUUCCCCACAGCCAUGUUAAUAUUCUUCUCUUUGAGUUUCCUGACUGUGGCUUGUAAUUAACUUGGGUGCUUUUUGUCAGGUCGGGUGUACAUAUGCCUUGUUCAUACUUCUGUUCAAAAACAGUUUACCUUUUUUUUUUUUAUCAUGAAGUUCUAUUUUUAUAUGCAACUAUUUAAUGUAUGUUGGUGUGUUCUUGCGCUUGAUGAUGUAGAUGUGUCCAAGUUGGAUGCAUUCUUGCAUAGUUUUUUGGAAACCAUUUUACGACAAAGUGCUGAUACAGAUCAUGUGCACACUUCACUGCAUUUUUUUUCUAUAAAUACAGGUUCACUAUGGCAACUUGAAAUAUUGUCUUUGUUUCACUUUGUUGUGCCUCGUGUGUAU